This is a messenger RNA of Formica exsecta, 761 nucleotides long. RefSeq lists its product as uncharacterized. The coding region runs from base 1 to 573 and encodes 190 amino acids. The transcript has 4 exons. The record is from RefSeq and is a predicted model, not a curated record. Lineage: Eukaryota; Metazoa; Arthropoda; Insecta; Hymenoptera; Formicidae.
AUGCUGAUCAAUCGUUUCCGACAUCUCGUUUUGCUCGGUAUUCUCGUGUUUCGUUUCGGAGAACCGACAAACUCGACGACAUUCCCAAACGACUCGCUUGUGAGGUCCGAGAGAGAAGCUGGCAUUAAUUAUCUAAUAUUCCCUCAAGGCAGCAACGUUCAACUCGUCUACUGCCUAACCAUGGGCACGUAUUCGAAGCCCCAAGGAAUCUUCGUCAUCGGUGUCACCGCCGGGCUGGCGUGGGAACUACCCCAUAGAAAUACCGUGCCAUACAGAAAGCCAGCCGAGGUUUAUCAUCGUCGAAGCAGAAGAGAAUUAUAUCGUAAAGUGGAGCUAAUGCUAAGAACCCAGGAGAAGGACGGCAAGGCCUGCGUUCUCAAGGCGAUCUGCAAAGCAGCCAGGCGUAAACGCGAAGACAUAGGGAGAGGGAGCUUUAUCGAGGAGAUCCUGCACGCUACAUUCACUUUGCCUGGAGGACACUACGACAUCGAUCCGAUGACCGAAUACGAACGAACUUACCACUUGGAUGAGAAUUGCGACGAAAUGCACGCCAAGUGUCCAGAUGUCUUCUAAAGUGCUGCAAUCAGCGCGAUCAUCUCUUACACAAUCACGAAACGAGCAGCUAUCACGCAGAAUUCUCUCUCUCUUCUAUCUUUUCUUCGUUGUAAUCAGAUUAACGAAGUGCUCGAACUGUAUAUAACACCAAAGAUUAUCAGAUUUAGAUUAAGAUUUUCAGGAAACUUGGAAUUCAUAGAUAGAUG